Molecule: messenger RNA, 896 nt
Organism: Elaeis guineensis (African oil palm)
Lineage: Eukaryota; Viridiplantae; Streptophyta; Magnoliopsida; Arecales; Arecaceae
Product: basic blue protein
Cellular component (GO): plasma membrane
Molecular function (GO): electron transfer activity
Source: RefSeq, a predicted model, not a curated record
CUAGCCAUGACAUCCCAUCCCAUCUCAUAUUACACCCUCUUUGCUACCUCCCUGCUGGUUUUCUCAGCCAUUUACUACCAUGUGGAAGCCACGGUGUACACGGUCGGCGGCGAGGAAGGAUGGACUUAUGGCCAGAACUACCUUACCUGGUCCCAGUCAAUCAACUUCACCGUCGGCGAUGUUCUAUAUUUCAGCUAUGUUAAGGGGCAGCACAACGUGUAUCAGGUGGUGGAGGAGGCGUAUCAGUCCUGCGACUGGAGGAAUGGCGUCAUAAAGAUCUACAACAGCGGUAACGAUCGCGUGAGCCUCACGAACGCGACGAGCUAUUAUUUCUUGUGCAAUAUCAAGGGGCACUGCAGAGGCGGCAUGAAAUUUGGCAUCAACGUUACGGAUGCGAGCACGAGCCCAGAUGGGGGCAGCAACGGAGGAGUCUCGCCGCCGCCACCGCCGCCGCCGCCUCUGCUGCUGCCGCCGCCGCCGCCGGCUGGGAGCAAUGAUGCGGCCGGAGGAGGGAACGGGUGGUGGAGGAGUUGGUGGUGCCCUGUGGUGUUUUGUCUUGUGGUUUCUUUUUAAUUUCUGGCGAGGGGAUGACAUGGUCUCAAUUGGUUUCAUUACCUCAUCAUGCAUUUUCUUGUCCAUUUGACUUGAGCCAUUAUGCUUGGUUAAUUAGCUUCUCUUUAAUGUAGUUUUUCGCUGGCCAUGACUUGGCACGCUAUGGUUUGGAUGGUUAGGUUAUCCAUGAGUGGUGUGGAAGUUUCUAAGUUCUUGUUAGAUGUGUCCACUCUCUAAAAAUAUAAAAAUUAAUUUUAAUUUAUUUAUGCUUGCUCGUUGCAGAGAUAAGCCAGCACGACAUUAUUACAAUUUUCAAAUAUUUUAUAUAAAUAAAUAAAUACACA